Molecule: messenger RNA, 2349 nt
Organism: Symbiodinium sp. CCMP2456
Lineage: Eukaryota; Dinophyceae; Suessiales; Symbiodiniaceae
Source: the annotation of a GenBank genome assembly
AUGAGAGCGAACCGCUCUGGGGCGCCCCAACAGUCUCGAAAGAAUGGCGUAGGCUUGAUGAACGCCAUUCAACGACAGAAGAGCAGGCCCCAGACGGCACCGCGGCAGAGGGGGUCUCCUGCCAGCGAUCCCGAUUCUACAUUGGCCGCUCCAACCCCAGCGCCUGAACCAGGCUCUACGCCCUUGCAGCGGGCGCCCACUGCGGACCUUGGAGCAUCGCCAGGGCCCUCACCCACACAGUCGGUCAUGAGUGCAGCAGCAGCUUCGGGCAACCAGAGGGAAUCUGGAACUGGUUCGGGCCUGCUGAAGGCGCGAUCUGUCCUGGUUUCGGCAAAGGAACCGGCAGGUAUGCAGGGACUUGCAAGACGAGCGCUUGCACGGUCAAAGACAAGCACAUCAAUAGACGAGUCUGGCACACCCUCUGAGCCUGCAAGGUCGACUGCUGGUGCUGCGAAGCCAGCCCUAAGCAGAGCUCGUUCCAUGCCAGCUCCGGAAGAGCAAGGAAGAAGCUCGUCCGAUGAAGUUCUUGCAAGUCCACCAGACUCGACAAGCGAUCCACCGGCGGCACCGAGGCGCCGCUCCCCAGUCGUCACAGAAGUCGCCGAAGUCGAGGAGGUGUCGGAUGUGCCAGCAGCUGCAUCGCCUGACACAAAGUCAAGCAAGUUGCCCCCCCAGCAACUGCGCAGGCGCACAGCGCUCAUGGCGGUGGACCUGGAAGAAGGGCAGCACUCUGUGCACUCGCAGAUUCGCAACCUCUUCGGGAAUGGUGAGCGGGUCGAUCCCAAGACAUGGGUGGCUUUUGCUGAGAAGCUGCAGCAUUCUGGGCAAUCUCAGCCAAUGGCUGGCCAUUUGGAUGCAGAGGACCAUGAAAGAAAGAAGGCGCAGAAGGCUGCCGACGACGAGCACAUCCACUUUCUCAGUGACUCGCGAAUUCUCCAGGUACUUCGUGACCAACCGGCCACACCCUCUACUGCGAGGAUCAGAGAUGCACGGAAGCCAACGCAGCGCAGAGCGAUGUCAGCUGCUUUCACCGAUCGUGGCGUCCGUCUGCGUGAAGGCCAAGCCGCCCAAGCCAUCUUUAACUACCAGAGUCGCAGCUACGAGGACGGGUGGGGCGUAUCAACCUACCAGCCUCUGGAGCAGCAUCCAGCAGGUCAGCCGACGCACGCCUGCACUCACAACGUCGUGGCGGACCCACUCGCUGCUAGUAACCAUUGCUACGGGCAGGCGGAUAGCCCUGGUGUCAGAAAGGCAUUUGAGUAUGCUCAAGGCUGCGCUCACGAACACGAGAUACUCUUCCAGCAGAGUAUGAAGCGCAAGGGCAGGGUGAGCAAAGAAACCUUGGAGCAGUGGAAAGCUGCGAAGAGGACCGGGCGAGCAGCCGAGGGUGGUAUCAGAAAGUCGCCAGAGGGUGGAAACCCUACUCUGCUUCGCUCCGGUGCGUCAUAUGUGCUUAAUCCCCGAGAUGAGGAUCCUCCGCAUCCACACGAUCGGUUAUUCAAGGAGAGGAAGGCAAGAGGUGAGUUCCGGUAUGGCUAUUCCUCAGAAUGCCAUCGGCAAGCCAUCAACUGGAAUCAAGAUCUCUACAGGUUCGAAGUACUGUCCUACGGCGGUGAAGGUUGCCGUGCGUUGCACCGUGCAACGUCAUGCCCGCACAAGCCAAGCAGUGCAGGCCGAAAUCCGAUCACGGGCCAGAUCCAGGAUGAGAAUAGGACGCCACGGCGACCAACGGAGCACACGCAGAAAGCGAGGGAGAAGGCGGGCAAAGGUGUCAAGACCUUGACCAAUCACCAGGACCUUGAAGCCGAGGCUCGUCAAACGCGUGAAAGCCGCCUCAAUACCGACGCGUCCUUUGCCAACCUCUGCAAAGCUGGAGCCGAACUUGGAGCUCAGCGAUUGGCAGAGGUGUCUAAGAUCAAGGCCACACAGUUUAGAGGCCUUUCCGUCAAUGUUGCAAACGCACUCAAGUUCGAAACUCAGUCUGACUUCAGUAUGUAUGUUGGCAAUGGUGCGUCAUGCCGGUUCGGCUCUGAAGACAACGUGCAGCACCAAGGUGGGAUGAUUGAUGCAGACAUGGCUGCAGUUCCCCGACGUGUUCUGCGCAGCGAAGCUGCCUGCAGAUCCUUCGGCUUUAGUAUGACCAAGGCUGAAGCAACAUGUGCAAUGUACAUCCCUGAGGAUCAGCCUUCGUCAGAGUCUGACAAGGAAAGUGCGAGCCGUAAUCCAUGCCAUUCUUCGACUUCGGGCAUCUUCGAGCAUGAUCUUUCAAGGAGUAUUGGUUAUCCCGUCAGUUUCGAAACCCUGGUGCGGCAAUCAGAAAAGAAAGAUCUUGCUGACAUUGCUCCGUGA